This is a messenger RNA of Scleropages formosus (Asian bonytongue), 1394 nucleotides long. RefSeq names its product acidic leucine-rich nuclear phosphoprotein 32 family member A-like. Bases 68 to 535 code for a protein of 155 amino acids. The transcript has 14 exons. Lineage: Eukaryota; Metazoa; Chordata; Actinopteri; Osteoglossiformes; Osteoglossidae. The record is from RefSeq and is a predicted model, not a curated record.
AGUCGCAUAUUGUGAUUGUUGCUUCCCGCACAGCGCAGCUCGUUCCGCAGCCCGGCAGCCGACAGACAUGAGACUGAGCCGCUCCGUCCUGCUCGUCUGCGCUCUUGCCGGACUCUACGUACACGCAGCAUCCUUGGUUUCAGAUGAAAGUGAUGAAGAUUUUAAUGAAAACGUGGCGGAUGUAGCAGAGCUCCAGAAAAGAGAUCAGAUGGAGAUGGAUGAAGCUGAAAUGGCUGAGGAUCAGAGGCUGGAGGACGAACACUACCUCGAGGAAGGUGGCGAUGAAGAAACAGAGGAGGAGCAGAAUGAGGCUCAACAGGAAGCCGACAACGCUGAAGAUGCCGGAGCCAUGGAUGCAGAGUCAGAGGCUGGCACCUUUACCGAAGGUGGCCCACAGCUCCUUGAAAGCAAAUCAGAAAUGGAAGAACUUCAAGAGAGUGUGAGACAGAAGCGAGAGCACACUGAGGAAGAGGAAAGUGAUGAGUUAGAUGACUUCAUUGAAGACCUAGCGAAUGAAGAAGACGACAUGAAGUAACUCAGCAAGUGAAAAUGUCUGUGGGCAGAGGGGCACCCACACCGGACAAGGGAGAACACUGCCCUCGUCCACUGAGCCAAAAUGCUGUUAACCAAUAAAACACACUAAUCUGUUAGCCACUGUUCCAAAACGACAUUAUUAUGAUCUUUUGUUAACCGAUACUGACCUUUCCUAAAUGUUUGGAAUUUGUUAUGCAAAACACAGCAACCAGAUUUCACUACCAAAUGUGAUCUCACUCUAGUAAUAGUCAACUGACACUAUAAGAACAUGCUGUAAUCACAACUUCUGUAUUUGUCUUUAUGUUUCUAUGUCUUUCUCACCACAAAUCUGACCGUUGAAAGCUAAGAAUGAUGUCACUGCCUACCGGGGGGGGAUUCUGUUUUUCAAACUAGUGCACAAUAUAAGAGCUCUACAGACAACGUUUUAGUCCUACUUGUCUGAUGUGGUUUUCCAGUCCAGCACCUUGGACUUUAGUUAAUCCUUUCCUUUAUUUAAAGCCAAGACAGGCCUUGAACCCAGAAGGCAUGCAGUGCUCCAACAACCAAUAAAAAGACUUUGAGUGGACUUGAUGGACUAAAGCCUGGCUAGCUGGAGCUCGCUUCCUUGUGCUUUAUAUUUAUAAUGUGCUGGCUGUGUGUGGAGGUGUAGGUAAGGGAUAAGCAUAACCCAUGAAAAAUUCCCUCAACUCAUCCCCAUAAAAACCAGUUUUUUCCUCAUACUUGUACCUCUUUAAACUGUUGUAAUUCACCGACAAAGAGAAGCUUUGAGUGUUUAUAAAUAGGGCUUGCAUUUUCUUUUGACCAUCCUUUAUUCCAUCAUUUUGAAAUAUUAAUAAAUUCGCUACAAUAUUUAUUCCUGA